AACGUGCAUUAUGCAUUUAACAAAAAGGUAUAUAUAAAAGAGAUUCUCAUCCACCUCCCGCUCAUUAGGUAUUAUCGGUUAGUAUUUUCAGUGUUUCGGAAAUUUGAAAAAUUGUGAAAAUGAAACUGGCUUUGCUGUUUUCUUUGAUUUCUGUGAUAGUAGCCGCUCCCCAGAGCGCCGACAAAGAUGCAACUGUAUUGAAGUAUAAUUCAGAUAAUUCUGGAAUUGAUGGAUACAAUUUUGACUUCGAGACUAGUAACGGCAUCGCUCAGCAAGAAGAAGGCAAAUUGACUAACCAAGGAACCGAAAAUGAGUUAAUGAAAGUGUCUGGAUCGUAUACGUUUACUUGGGAAGGAAUAACAUACAAAGUAACAUACACUGCAGAUGAAAACGGUUUCCAGCCAGUCGGUGAUCAUAUCCCAAAAUGAAAUUUUUAGCUCAAUCUAUUAUUUCUUGAAUAAUCGUCAUGUAAAUAUAUUCUUUUGGAAAUUUAAUAAACGAUAAGAAAUGA
Diorhabda carinulata is the source of this 511-nucleotide messenger RNA. Its product is annotated as flexible cuticle protein 12-like. NCBI's taxonomy places the organism in Eukaryota, Metazoa, Arthropoda, Insecta, Coleoptera, Chrysomelidae. Gene Ontology annotation, cellular component: chitin-based extracellular matrix. The transcript has 3 exons. The record is from RefSeq and is a predicted model, not a curated record. Bases 120 to 428 code for a protein of 102 amino acids. Gene Ontology annotation, molecular function: structural constituent of chitin-based larval cuticle.